Amoebophrya sp. A120 is the source of this 3635-nucleotide messenger RNA. NCBI's taxonomy places the organism in Eukaryota, Dinophyceae, Syndiniales, Amoebophryaceae. The record is from the annotation of a GenBank genome assembly.
AGCUUCAGGGCUUGAUGGAGUGCCAAUUCGUGCUGGACCUUAGGAUAUGUGGAAGUCGCUAGUACGAGCAGCGACUUCUAAAAGAACUAGAUCGAAGCUAUUUUUCGGUUCGUUCGCCACGGGUAGCUUGCUAGCCUUUAUUACGUUUUUAUUUGCCCGAGAAGUUUAAACAGCCUUGAGCUCGAUGUAAUAAUGUCUACUUCAUCAUUAACACCGAAAAAGAAAAGUUGGGCGACCGGAACAAGAGGAGCUUCAGCAUUGCGAGCACUCGGUCAUCUGCGUCGUGCCUUCGUCCUGAGCGACCUGGAAUAAAGACCUGAUAUUGAGCAGUAUCCUCGUCAUGUGAAGAGGUCCACGUGGUUGAUUUACCAGGAACGUGGCCGCUACAAGACUUCCGAAAAAUGUCGGCACCCAGCCCCGCUAAAAAUGUGUACAACGAUCAGCCGGACAGGGACAACUCAGCUUGGGCCGACCUGGCUAUGCUGGGAGGCGGGGGCACUAGUAGUAGAUCUGGCGAAAAUGCUAAGUCCCAGCCUCCAUCUGGAAAGAAGGGUGGCGGCCGAGGGGGCAAGGGAAUAUUUGGAAAGAAGAACAAGGGCGGAAAGAACGGCAACGGUGGCGGGAAGCAGGCGAGGACAGCAAAAGGCGAUAGUGCAAGACCAAGUAGUGGCACCGUCAACCACCCACAGAACGCGCACGCGCACCACCAGCUCGAGCAGGGGACGUCGACGUCGAGGACGAGCAACAAGGGAAACAAAAAAGGCCAGAUUGGGGCGAAAAAGGUGGCUGAGAAAAAUAAGUCAAAACCACCAUCAUCACCAACAGGCGAAGAUCCGUUUCCUGACGGUCGCGCGCCAAGCCGAAACGCCAAACGGAAAAAUGGAGAACAAGGUGUACCAGCUGCAUCUGCAUCGACAGGAGUAUUAAAGCAAAACCACAAGAGCUACUCCACCUACAUCAAGGCACCAGCAGCCUCCGCCGAGGAUCCUCUUCCCGGAGAAGAGGAGGAUCAUGUGGCCAGCCACUACGACCGCGCGGCGGCAAGGUACGGCAAGCAGCGAAAAAACAUGCGGGAGCCGGAGACGGGGCACUUCCGCAUGAACAACUGGACAAAGACCUGCUUGUGCUUGUUCGCCAUGGAGUUCGCCUUGCUAGAAGAAGAAGAAGACGUGGUGGACGACGAGGAGGACGCUCAGGAUAUAAUCCAACGUCUUGCUGGCACUGAAAACAAGAACUUGUCUCCUCCCGACAGCAAGCGACGCAAGAAAGAAAGCUUCUUGGCGGACGGACAGCAGGGGCAUAAACAUCAUUAUGAUGACUGUUAUAACCAGCAGCCAGUGCCAGACCACACGACUCAACAGCGCACAGCGAGAACAAGAACGAUCCGCAUCCUCGACCUUGCCUGCGGGCGCGGCGGAGAUCUGUUCAAGUGGCACAACACCGCAAAGUACUUCCUUGGUGCUUUAGGAUGGAAUGCAAAAUGCAUCCAGUUCGAGUACGUGGGCGUCGACCUAUCUGCGCAUUCUAUCGCUCUUGGGCGACAGAAGUGGGCAGAGCAGGCGAAACCGCUGGAGAAUUUCUCCGUCGAGUUUCACCAAUUUGACUUCACAAAACAAUCCGCCGCGGAUCUGCUUGCGCAGUGUACUUCUAGAAGUAACUAUGGAAGCAGUUCGAGUACCACGAUCUGUGGCCAAACGCAGCCAAAUUCUACUAGAUCUUCUGCUUCAAUCCACAAUCGGACGUCGGCCAGCACCAGCCGCUCCGACUCCCGCUUAUUUGACAUUAUCUCCUGUCAGUUUGCGCUGCACUACGCGUUUGAGUCGGAGGCCACCAUUGCAAACUUCGGCAGACUGGUUCAGGAGUGCUCGAAGAAAACUUCCGUCUUCGUUGGGACAACCAUUGACGAGCGGUGGUUGGUUGAGGAAGCCCGGAAAAAAUUCGGCGAAUACUCACUGGCCGAGCUGGAGGCACAGUGCAAAGGUACAACUACUUCCGGAUCUUUUCCUUCCGAGGAGAAGGUCGCUCCACCAGCACACGCACACGAGCAAAGCAACGUGCAGGAAAUAUCAACUGCGCACCGAGAUGAAGAAGUAGAAGACGGUCAUGUUGUACGUGUCCUUGACGAAGCAGCACAGGAAGCACCCAUGCUCGGCAUUGAUGGAAGUGAGGAGGAUCCGUUGGACUUUCUAGCGGAUCACGUUAAUAUUGGCGAGACUUACCCGACGAGCACAAGGCCAAACUUUCCCGGAGCGUCCUCCGCAUCCCCUCCCAACCCCCAGAAUCCCACCACGACAUCGUCCACCGGAGCCCCCUUGGUCCUGUUCGAAAACAAGAUCGCCCGGCUAGAGGUGCCUGCUGAGCCGAAGCUGCUGCGGAAAUGGUGGGAGUACACGACCAGUGCGGAUGCAGAACACAAGGUACCGGCCGGCUUGGGUUACGACUUUUUCCUCGAGGGUGCGAUCGACAACUGCCUGGAAUACCUCGUCGACUUUCGCCUGCUGGAAAAGCACCUCCUGAGCAGCAGCACCCGCGGAAAGAUGAUAAUCGAAACUGCAGAUACAGAGAAUCUGUACGGCUCGGAAUCUUUGAGCGAGAUGAGCUACAGGACAAGUGGUGGAUCGAAGAGGACAGCAGCAUAUCCUGGUGCACAACUUCAUCCCUUCCGCAAUACAAUGCAGCCCUGUAGGAGCUCCUCUUUGUUCUUCGCACCGGAGCCGCCAUUUUUCACGAGGGUCAACCUCUGGGAUUUGAAAGACCAAAUCCUGUCUGGUGGUCGUGGUACAAGAACGCGCGGACGAGGACCGACGGCAGCAGCUCCCUUCUGCAAGUUCGACAGUCGGGGCGAUAUCCGGUUUCCCUGCUUGCAGUACUUGAAGCACGCGUGUGACAUGAAAACCUGGUGGCAAAGCAGGAGGCGGGAAAGAACGACGGCAACUUUUUUAACAUCGUCGCAAGAUAAAGUAGAAACGAACGAAGCCGAAUUACAACCUCCAAGAACUACGCGCCGCCAGCCUCUGUUUAAGCACCGCACGAGACACGCGGCCACGCAGUUUUUCCACCUAGUCGAUGCGGAAACAGAUGAGCCUGUGUUUGAUGACUUUCCAAAGGAGUGCGAGGAAGUGUCUAGGAUGUACUGCGCCGUCAUACGAGUGCAAACGGGAUAAAACAAAGCAAGCUCUGGGAAGAGCAAUAAAAGAUGAACAGCAGCACAUCUAUAUCACAUAUAGGAGCUGCAAUUCAAUCUUUAGUGCUAAAUGCGACCGAGUAUUGUAUAGUGGUAGAGAUAGUUGUCAUAGUGAAGUUAGUCUGAGUAGGUACUCGUACAGCGAGACGACCAACCAUAUGGCCGCCAUAGGAUAUCGAUAAGAAACACACACAAGAUCAGCCUAUUACUGCCCUUACCGCGACAAGUAGAAAUAAGAAGAUAUAAGGGGUGGCCUCCUCGUGGUGCCUAGGCCUACCGACCCCAAGGACCCCGCACCAUUUUGAAUCAUGCGACGACACAGUAAAAGUAUCAGCAUCAUGGUGGACAGAAAACAAGAAAAUAAGCGACCACGAAGUCAAAUAUGUAAUGUAGAAAUGCGGCGUCCUCUUUCCGCCUGCACUCGCCGCAGCCAAAUGAAGCAGACAGCCAU